CCGUUACUCCUCUGCGGCGUCUCCCUCUCUCUCUCUCUUCCUUAUCAUCUUCACUCUUUCUCUGUCUCUCACACUUCACACGGAGCCAUUCAACCAGAACGAAGAGGUCUCUGAUCACUUCUCUGCCAUUUCUACUUUAGCUUAAGCUAAGAGAGUGUUAUCUUAUUCUCAACCUUUGGGUUUUCUCAUCGAAGUGGAUCAAUAUGUCUGAAGAAACAAAGACGAAGCUCGAAUCGGCGGGAGAUUUGUCUGAUGUAGACAACGGGAACUGUAGUAGCAGUGGAAGUGGAGGUGAUACGAAGAAGACAUGCGUUGAUUGCGGAACUAGCAGGACUCCUCUUUGGCGUGGUGGACCUGCUGGCCCUAAAUCAUUGUGCAACGCCUGUGGGAUCAAAAGCAGGAAGAAGAGACAAGCAGCUCUUGGAAUCAGACAAGAAGAUAACAAGAUCAAGAACAAAACUAGUAGUAACAAUCUCAAUCUUGAGAAUCGAAAUGUCAAGAUCGGUAAAGCUGAAGCAGGAAAUGUCAAGAACAGGAUCAUCAAAACAGAUUCUGAGAGUUACAGUAACACCAACAACAACAACAGCAAGAAGAAUGUGAAAAGGGUUAGUAGAUUUUUGGAUUUAGGGUUUAAAGUACCGGCGAUGAAGAGAUCGGCGGUGGAGAAGAAGAGGCUAUGGAGGAAACUUGGGGAAGAGGAACGAGCAGCAGUACUUCUCAUGACUCUUUCUUGUGGUUGAGAUCAGUUUCUUAACACUCCUUUUUUUUGUCUGAAUGGUUUGAGAGAUGAGGUUUAGGGAAAAUAAGUUAGUAGAGAAAUGAUGAAGAGAGGUUUAAUUAAUAUCCUAAUUGUCAUAAGAUAUAAGUAUAUGUAAUUCAGUCGAAAUUGUUUUUAGGCAAAGCUAAUGUUAUAAAUGCGAUAUUACUAUUAUAAUUAUUCGUUUAAACUCUGGUUUUAUUUGA
Molecule: messenger RNA, 963 nt
Organism: Capsella rubella
Lineage: Eukaryota; Viridiplantae; Streptophyta; Magnoliopsida; Brassicales; Brassicaceae
Product: GATA transcription factor 17
Exons: 3
Coding region: 204-740 (178 amino acids)
Biological process (GO): regulation of DNA-templated transcription
Molecular function (GO): zinc ion binding; sequence-specific DNA binding
Source: RefSeq, a predicted model, not a curated record